Molecule: messenger RNA, 1583 nt
Organism: Mauremys reevesii (Reeves's turtle)
Lineage: Eukaryota; Metazoa; Chordata; Testudines; Geoemydidae
Gene: ARPC1B
Product: actin related protein 2/3 complex subunit 1B
Exons: 10
Coding region: 167-1276 (369 amino acids)
Biological process (GO): Arp2/3 complex-mediated actin nucleation
Cellular component (GO): Arp2/3 protein complex; actin cytoskeleton
Molecular function (GO): actin filament binding
Source: RefSeq, a predicted model, not a curated record
GGGAAGUCAGGCUACUUCAGAGCGAGAACUCAACUUCUGCCUUUCAUUCGGGGCUGGUUCAGCUGCAGUUCGUGUCGACUGCCCAGAGUCCAUGAACUAGCGAACCCGCUUUGGGGAGAGAGAUUUUCACCCUGCUUUCCUCAUCUUCUCUUGAAGCUGAAAAGCUAUGGCCUACCACAGCUUCCUGCUUGAACCCAUCAGCUGCCAUGCCUGGAAUAAGGACAGAACCCAGCUUGCCAUCUGCCCCAACAACCACGAGGUCCACAUCUACAAGAAAGCUGGGGAAAAGUGGAACAAGGUCCAUGAGCUGAAGGAGCACAACGGGCAGGUGACAGGCAUUGACUGGGCCCCCGAGAGCAACCGCAUUGUGACCUGCGGGACCGACCGGAACGCCUACGUGUGGACCCUCAAGGGCAAUGUCUGGAAACCCACCCUGGUUAUCCUGAGGAUCAACCGCGCCGCCCGCUGCGUGAAGUGGUCUCCCAAGGAGAACAAGUUUGCUGUGGGCAGCGGCUCCAGGGUCAUCUCCAUCUGCUAUUUCGAGCAGGAGAACGACUGGUGGGUUUGCAAGCACAUCAAGAAGCCCAUUCGGUCGACCGUCCUCAGCCUGGACUGGCACCCCAAUAAUGUCCUGCUGGCCGCCGGCGCCUGUGACUUCAAAUGCAGGAUUUUCUCGGCCUACAUUAAGGAAGUGGAGGAGCGGCCGUCCCCCACGCCGUGGGGCUCCAAGAUGCCCUUUGGGGAGCUGAUGUUUGAGUCGAGCAGCAGCUGCGGCUGGGUCCACAGCAUCUGCUUCUCUGAAAGCGGCAACCGCGUGGCGUGGGUCGGCCACGACAGCACCGUCUGCCUCUGGGACGCCAACAAGAAAAUGGCUGUCGCCUCGUUGUCUGUGGAGACUCUGCCGCUCCUAGCUGUCACCUUCAUUACCGAGAACAGCCUGGUGGCAGCGGGCCACGACUGCUACCCGAUGCUCUUCACCUACGACGAGAGCCAGGGCUCGCUGACCUUUGGCGGGAAGCUGGAGGUCCCCAAGCAGAGCUCCCAGCGGGGCCUGACUGCUCGCGAGCGCUUCCAGAACCUGGAUAAGAAAGCCAGCACCGAGACCAACAACGUCACGCUGGAAACGCUGCACAAGAACAGCAUCAGCCAGAUUUCUGUGAUUGCCGGUGGCAAAGCCAAGUGUACCCAGUUCUGCACCACAGGAAUGGACGGGGGGCUGAGCAUCUGGGAUAUCAAGAGCCUGGAGUCCGCACUGAAGGAUCUCAAGAUCAAGUGAUGGAGCCUGUGGGGAAAGGCCAUUUGCAGCACCGCCAGCCUCACUCUCUUAUUCCAAUUCUGCUUGCUUCUUUUUCUGUAAGAUGUUUAGAUCAAGACGACUGAUAUUUGCAGAUACACAUCUCCCCUGGCAGCGGUACAGCUGCCUGGGCUCAAAGGCACUUGGGAGACUUGUCAGCUGAAGUAAAUUAAGUACAAAGAAAUUAAGUAGUUUUUUUAAAAGACUUUUUUAAAUUUUAAAACAAUGCACCUAUGCUGGUCAUAAAUUGCUUGAAGAAACAAAAUAAAAAGUGUCUUUUUCAUGUGAA